This is a messenger RNA of Triticum aestivum (bread wheat), 467 nucleotides long. RefSeq lists its product as uncharacterized. NCBI's taxonomy places the organism in Eukaryota, Viridiplantae, Streptophyta, Magnoliopsida, Poales, Poaceae. The transcript is spliced from 2 exons. The record is from RefSeq and is a predicted model, not a curated record. The coding region runs from base 27 to 353 and encodes 108 amino acids.
CAGAGCAAAGUUUAAUCGUCUUGGCCAUGGCGUUCAACCGAGCACAAUUGCUUGUUGCCUUCGCUCUGGGUUUGCUCCUCAUGUCCCACGGUGCCGAGGCUUUCCAUCAGCUUUCCCCCUCCAUGAACAAGGAUUACAACCACGGAUGCAUGGACUGGAAGGAAUGCAUGAAGAGUUGCCAAAAGGGGGCCUUCGACGGCGGAUUCUGCGUACUCUCCAAAUGCAUGUGCUUCAAAAAGGGUACGCAUGCUCCACCGCCACAACACAAUGCACCGGAGUUGGCGCCAUCCGAAGGGCCAUCGCAGACAAAUUUCAUGUUCGCAAGGAAAGUCUACAUGGGCAUGCGUAAUUGAUUCGGUGGCUAAUUUUCACGACUCUCUAAAAAUGUUCUAUGUGUAAGCAACUAAGCAUGAAUAAUUGAUCGCAUGAAAAUUGCUGAAUUGAAGUACCGAAAGAAAUGACAAGAA